AUGUUUAAACAGUCUGUCACCAGAACGUUUCUCAGGUUCAACAGCACCGCCUCCAAGCCAACAGGGGUGGUGUUCAUGAACAUGGGAGGACCCUCCAAGGUCAAAGACACCUACAACUUCUUGCUCCGGUUGUUCUCAGACGGAGACCUCAUUCCGCUUGGAGGCAUCCUCCAGAAGCCUCUUGCCCGGUUCAUUGCCGCAAGAAGAACUCCUGAGAUCGAAAAGCACUACGAGGAGAUCGGUGGUGGAUCUCCCAUCAGGUACUGGUCAGAGUACCAGUGCACCAAGGUGUGUGAGAUCUUGGACAAGACCUCGCCCGCCACCGCUCCCCACAAGCCGUACGUGGCGUUCAGAUACGCCGACCCCUUGACAGAGGAGACAUUGCAGAAGAUGUUGGAUGACGGCAUCGAGCGUGCCGUCGCAUUCUCGCAAUACCCUCAGUUCUCGUACUCUACGUCUGGGUCCUCUGCCAACGAAUUGUACAGACAGACCUUGAAAGUUGACCCUGAAAGAAAGAUCAACUGGUCGAUCAUCGACCGUUGGCCAAAGCAAAAGCACUUCGUGGAGGCAUUCGCCAAAAACAUCGAGGACAAAUUGAACGAGUUCGAUGCCCUGAUCAGAGACGAGGUGGUGAUUCUCUUCUCAGCCCACUCCUUGCCUAUGGACAUCGUCAACAGAGGUGACUCAUAUCCUGCCGAGGUCGCUGCCAGUGUGUACGCCAUCAUGGAGACCCUCAAGUUCAAGAACCCUUACAGAUUGGUCUGGCAAUCCCAAGUGGGCCCCAAGCCUUGGUUGGGUGGUCAGACCGCUAAGAUCGUCAAAAAGUUGGAAAAGAGAGAGGACAUCAAAGGUUUGGUCUUGGUUCCUGUCGCCUUCACCUCGGACCAUAUCGAAACCUUGCACGAGAUUGAUAUUGAGCUCAUGGAAGAAUGUGAAAACCCUCAUAAGAUUAAGCGUGCUGAAUCCUUGAACGGUAACGAACAUUUCAUCGAAGGCUUGGCCGAAUUGGUCAAGGACCACUUAGCAUCCGGCCAAUUGUACUCUAAACAAUUGGAGUUGGACUGUAUCUUGGGUGGUGAAUUUGCUACCGGAACCUUCAAGCACCCAAGAGAAAUCUUUGGUAAGAAAUAA
Molecule: messenger RNA, 1131 nt
Organism: Suhomyces tanzawaensis NRRL Y-17324
Lineage: Eukaryota; Fungi; Ascomycota; Pichiomycetes; Serinales; Debaryomycetaceae
Gene: HEM15
Product: ferrochelatase
Exons: 1
Coding region: 1-1131 (376 amino acids)
Biological process (GO): heme biosynthetic process
Molecular function (GO): protoporphyrin ferrochelatase activity
Source: RefSeq, a predicted model, not a curated record